UCAGGCCGUGCUAGCUGCUUGUUUUGGUCCAAUGUACUUUCUUUCCAUAAUCACUGUGUUGUUUACUUUACUGACGGAGAGAGAGGUUGCACGAUUCUAACAGACGUCAGCAUCUGUGGGGAUUUUUUCCAUAGUUCAAAAGUCUCUCUUGAUACUUGUGUCAGCUCCUGUCCUGAUGCUCACCUUCUCUUCCUCCUCCUCCAGUUUCUGGACACAAAGCUGCUCAGGAUGUUCUCGGAGCCAGAGAGAAAGCGCUCCCUCCAGUUCUUGGAAUUCUCUUUUUGGGAAGCCAGAAAUACCAGAAGCCGAUUGUCCACUCUGAGAAACAAAUUCCGAGCUUCUAAAUCUUUCUACAUUAACCGCUCACUGGAAAAGAGGGAGGUGUUGGCUGUAUCUGAUGGAGAAUUAAACAAUGCUGAUUUAGAUGGACGAGGCAGUGACCAAAGCCUGAACAGCUUGCCCAGUGGCCAUACAGCUGGAUUUGCAUCUGACCGAUCAGUUGCUACUUGGGCAGUAUCGUUUGAGAGGCUACUUCAAGACCCUGUUGGGAUUGAGUAUUUCACGGAAUUUUUGACUAAAGAGUACAGUGCUGAGAACAUACAUUUUUGGAAAUCUUGUGAAAAGUUCCAAAUCAUUUCUGAAGAUGACACGGAGCAGCUGUUGCAAGAGUCUCGGCGGAUCUACAAUGAAUAUCUCUCAAGUAGCUCGUUGUGUCCCGUCAAUGUGGAUCAGCAGGCACUUAUCACAGAGGAGAUGCUGAUGAAACCAUCUCCUCAUCUUUUCAAAGCACAGCAGCAACAGAUAUUUAAUCUGAUGAAGUUUGAUAGCUAUGCUCGCUUUGUGAAGUCUCCUCUGUACCAAGAGUGCAUGUUAUCAGAGGUAGAAGGACGUCCUUUGCCAAAACUUAGCUCCUCAGCCAUGAAUUUAGCAGCAGGCUGCACUGCAUAUGACCCUGGAGCAAUAAAGAAAAAGCAGCUAAGACCUGGGAAGUCUUUGCCCCUUGAUGUUGAGGCAACUGGUUCAGAUAUGACAGAGGGUUCCAAGCUUCACAGGAGAUCAUUCAAGAAGAGGGACAGACGGUCAAAUGCUAGAGAUUGUUCUGACAACAAUGGAGUCUUAAGUCGACAUGAAUCUGAUGGAUCUCUGAAUUCUGCAAUAAGCUUGGAUCUAAUUUCUACCGCCUCUGGAAAAUCUGAGAAUGGCAGAAGUCGCACUAACAGUUUGGAGCGUGAAUCAGAGUGGAAGCAUAUCAAAUAUUGCUGUGUCUACCUCCCAGAUGGCACGGCCUCCCUGACUGCUAUCAAACCUGGACAUAAUAUACGAGAAAUGCUGGCCGGAGUCUGUGAGAAACGAGGAUACCGUCCCUCUGAUGUUAAAGUUUAUCUAGCAGGGCAUGAUCAGAAAGCGCUGGCCUUGGAUCAGGACUGUGGGGUGCUAUCUGACCAGGAGGUCAGGUUGGAGAACAGGAUCAGUUUUGAGUUACAAAUUGAAUCCUUGAAUAAAAACUUGCGUAUCGUGGCCAGGCCCUCAAAGACAAUACAGGAGGCUUUACAAUCAAUUUUGAAGAAAUACGGAUUGAAUAACCAACAUUUUGUACUAAAAAAGAUGGGUGAACCACAAGCUGUAGAUCAAAGCAUGUCUGUGAGCCAGGUAGCAGGACUGACUCUUAUUCUGCACACAUUCCCCGAUGUGAACGAUCCUAUAAAAACAGGAGGACAUACAGUUGAAAGACAAGUUAAGGUAAAAUGCUAUUUGAAACUCACCUUGCCAUUGAAUUCCAUACAAAAAGAACAUGCAACAAAGGAAAAAACUGGACUAAGCAUGACAAGAGCAGAUCACCACCAUCGAGCAAACAAGGAAUCUAGUCAUGCAAAUCAUGCUUCACUUACCACCAAGUUUAACAAAUCCAGCCAAGUGAAAAAUAGACCCUAUCGACCCAACAAUGACAUUGAAGGAUUGGUAGAGAUGCUAAACAGAGUUCAGAGCACUCGAGCAGAUAACCAGCGUGGGUUACUAUGUAAAGAGGACCUUGUUCUACCAGAAUUCUUGAAACUUCCAACAGAUGAAACAUGUGAUAGCUGCCAUUUGACCAGCUUCUACAGUGACGCCGAGGUACUACAGACAGAUCUUCAUCUGGAAGGUUCUGCUGAAAACUGCAGAGAACAAAAUCGUACUACAGACAGCAGAUCUACAUCACCAGAAACAGUGUGUUUGUCUCUGAUAGAAGAUACUAUUCCCCCAUUAUCAGAAGCCAGUGGCAGGAAUGACACAACACCUACAGUGACAAUCCCUACAGUGACAACCCCUACAGUGACUAUUUCUGAUUUGUCCUUGGAAUCAGCAGUCAUGGAUGACAAACCACAUACAGAGGAGAAUGACUCUGCAAUGUAAUUGUUACCGGUGUAUUUAUUAUUAUUACUUUAUAUCACUCUCAGAGAGAUGAGUACUGUGUGCCAACAUCUGUCUUUCUGCAGUAAUCCAGGAAAUGUAAAAUAUGCUUUACU
This is a messenger RNA of Nanorana parkeri, 2504 nucleotides long. It is a transcript of the gene RGS14, whose product is annotated as regulator of G-protein signaling 14. The transcript is spliced from 16 exons. Lineage: Eukaryota; Metazoa; Chordata; Amphibia; Anura; Dicroglossidae. The record is from RefSeq and is a predicted model, not a curated record. Gene Ontology annotation, molecular function: GTPase activator activity. Bases 229 to 2391 code for a protein of 720 amino acids. Gene Ontology annotation, biological process: signal transduction.